UUCUGCUCAGUUGGCGAUCCAUUCAGUUGGCCUUUGUCGCUUGUCGCCUCUCUUCUAGGUCGUCAUCGGCUUGAUCACUGCCUCUCUACUUGGUUGCCGCCGCCGCCGCCUAGUGCGCUUACAGCCACCGUCAGAUGAGAGCUGAGAGCUGCUCGUGGGUGUCUGAGUCCGUUGCCGCAUUGGAGAGCUUAAACGCAGUGAUGGCUUUAUCACAAGAAAAUCAAGAAUUAUUGCAUUUGUUGAAUUGGUGGUUGGUGAUGGCUAAAGCAGUGCAUGAAUUUUUCUUUUUUGAGUGUUUGACAAUGAUACUGAAGCGAUGCCAAGUAAGUCAUGUGUCUUGCAUGAUGGAUUGUUCUCUUGGUACCAACUCACCACAGAGAGCAGUCUAUCUGAGACAACCUAUUCUUCCCAAAAAAGGAAGAGAUCGAGCUGUGAUCGUGAUGACUUAAUGCUAAAAAGGUAAGAGAAGAUGGCCUAAACAAUGGCUGAAAUCUUCAAGGAUGCCACAAAAAAUCUAAGGAUGCAUAUAGAAAGGGCUGAACGCAAGAAGCGGGUGGAUGGGAUGAAAGAGUAACUUUAUGAAGAACUUAUUAAGGUUGAGGGCAUCUCAGAUGAGGACCGUAUUGCUGCCUAAGUGAAGAUGGUUUCUGAUGAGAGCUUGCUCAUUGGAUUUUAUACCAUACCUGCUGGUGAGAGGGCUGGUGCGAUCCGACAGAUUACAGGCUGGUGUAAUUAACUUAUGAGACUUUUGAGAUGGUUGGAAGAGUAUUUAACAUCUAUCUUAAACUUUUGAUUUGUAAGAUAUAGAAUAUAUUACAUGCUUAUGCUUAAUGUGACUCCUGAGCAGUGAGAUAUAGAAUC
This is a messenger RNA of Prosopis cineraria, 861 nucleotides long. RefSeq lists its product as uncharacterized. The transcript has 2 exons. The record is from RefSeq and is a predicted model, not a curated record. Lineage: Eukaryota; Viridiplantae; Streptophyta; Magnoliopsida; Fabales; Fabaceae. The coding region runs from base 135 to 449 and encodes 104 amino acids.